Molecule: messenger RNA, 3537 nt
Organism: Carcharodon carcharias (great white shark)
Lineage: Eukaryota; Metazoa; Chordata; Chondrichthyes; Lamniformes; Lamnidae
Gene: lin7a
Product: lin-7 homolog A (C. elegans)
Exons: 7
Coding region: 29-679 (216 amino acids)
Biological process (GO): maintenance of epithelial cell apical/basal polarity; protein localization to basolateral plasma membrane; neurotransmitter secretion
Cellular component (GO): cell-cell junction; synapse; basolateral plasma membrane
Molecular function (GO): L27 domain binding
Source: RefSeq, a predicted model, not a curated record
CCUCCUCCUUUCUCAGGCUGCAGCAGACAUGGCGACAACACUGCAACCGCUUACACUGGAAAGAGAUGUGGCUCGAGCCAUUGAAUUGCUGGAGAAGCUUCAGGAAAGUGGAGCAGUACCGAUCCACAAACUGCAGUCCUUGCAGAGAGUAUUACAGAGUGAAUUCUGCACUGCUGUCAGAGAGGUGUUCGAGAGUAUAUAUGAGAAUUUAGACAUCAAUGGCAGCCCAGAAGGUAGAGCCAGUGCUACUACCCAGGCCACUGUGGCAGCUUUUGCUGCAAGUGAAGGCCAUUCCCAUCCUCGGGUUGUGGAAUUACCAAAAACCGAAGAAGGCCUUGGCUUUAAUGUCAUGGGUGGAAAGGAACAAAAUUCACCAAUCUACAUCUCUCGUAUUAUUCCUGGAGGUGUUGCUGAUAGACAUGGGAGCCUAAAACGUGGAGACCAAUUACUGUCUGUGAAUGGGGUGAGUGUGGAAGGGGAACACCAUGAAAAGGCAGUGGAAUUACUAAAGGCUGCUCAGAACAGUGUGAAACUGGUAGUUCGUUACACGCCCAAAGUGUUGGAGGAAAUGGAAGCAAGAUUUGAAAAACUGCGAACAGCCCGACGCAGACAGCAGCAGCAACUUCUGCUCCAACAGCAACAGCAGCAGCAGCACGUCCAACAGAAUCAUAUGUCAUAGAAUACGAACUGGGAAAAAUUCAACCGUUUGACAAUUUUCAGGUUAAACGAGGAAAAUCUUCCAGGCCGCCAAGUUAGUGAUGAAAACUGUUUCACUUACAGUUAUUUGUCAUAUCAGAAGACUGUUACAAAUUAUUGGCAUUGCUGUGGGAGAUAAAAAGUUAAGAUAGAUCAUUUGUGAUGAUUGUAGAUAAUUCAUUCAAACACCAGAUACUGCGUACAUCAUGCUGUAAAUGAUUGUGAAGUUUUAGCUAAGCUUAUUGUAGCUUAGAUCAAAUGGCACAAGGUUUUUUGAAAAGUAAUAGAACACAAAUAUUAAGAAUCAUAGUGUUACAAAUUAGGAUUUUUCUUUUAAAUGAGAUAUUCUAUGUCAGCACACCCUAAUAUACAGAGUUUGGAAAGACAGCUGUUCAAGAUAUUGAAGUCAUUCAUAUUGGCUUGCCAAUUGUCGCCUAGAAUAUAAUUGCAUUGUUAUACAAAUAAGCUUUUUUCAAAUGGUAUUUCUAAAGGAAGCAUUAAACAAGUAUCAGAUUCUUUUUCUAAUACACAAUGUAAGAUUUUAUUUUUCCAAUCACUUUCUUUUUUAUUAAAACCUUGUGCCUAAUCAUAAAAGCCAAUUUAUAGUUAGUUUUGUGAAAAAUGUUCAGAUAUAUAAUUUUAAUGCUGUUUUAAGGAAUAAUAAGUUAACAUAUUAAAUGAUUAGAUAAAGUGAGGCCAAGUUGUUUCUGGUUACUCAGCCUACUGUACUACCAACCCUUUCUCUCUUCAUUAAAAGACAUGAAAAGCAUGCGAUAGAAAGUUCAUCAAUGAGAUUCCUUCUAUUUGCCACUAUUAUCGCCACCACCAACUUAAUAUGAAUCCUGAUCCUAUUUGCUUCUGCCCCAUCUCGCCUCAACUGAAUUCCAGUGGCUGCCAGUGGUUUCCAUGUUGUGAAGUUUGAACUGCAGCAAACAAAAUCUGAAGAAUAAACACAUGACCAAUUGUGAAACUUUUAUCAUUGAUGGAUUGGUAAUGGAAGGUGUUACACAUCCUGGUGGUACCUUGAAAGGAAUUCAUCCAGAAAAUCACCUAUCUGCUCAGAACUAUUCAUCAGUGGUUCCUAAAGCAAGAGAAAAUUAUUUACAAAGAAUAUUUGAAAGAAGCAAUGUACCACAUAUAGAAAUAAUAAAUUGCUCCAAAUUUAGAUUAUCCUUAUAUAUUCUGCAAAUUUCACAAUAAUGAAUUUGCUGUUCUUCUGUUAAAUGGUAGCUACAAAGAUUCAGCAGGCCUAGCAUUCCUUAGCUUCAUUCCCUUUUGUUUUAUUUUUCUGUCUGUGAGUUACUAAUUGAGAACUAGCUAGAUGUUUUUGGCAAGAAAUUGCAUUCCUGUUUGACUUAAUUUCAAUGAAGUGCUCACAAUAAUGGGCAAAUUACAUCUUCAUUGGGGAGAAGGGGUUUCACUACUUGGUUGUUUUGUUGAUUAGUUGAUGCCUCGUUCUGCGGUUCCUUCCAAAUUACAGAAAAUCUUCAACUGCCAUAUGAAAAUCUCUCUGAGCAAACUUAAUGCUACUGAAUCUGAAACAAAAUUAAACCGACAAUGAUAAGUAGCUAUAGGAAUAAAGCUUCCAAGGACUCCUGCUAUUUCACAAUAAACUCGCAUUCACUUCAUACAAAAUAUUUUCGUCAUUGCAUUAACUCUAGUUAUCAUUUAUUAACGCAUCCAGAUCUGUGCACAACUUUUCAAAGAGGAAGUCAACCCCUCCCCUCGCUGCCUUUGCUCCCACCCCCAUUCAAACCCAGGCAUGAGGGCCACUGCAACCCUCUCAUAGCUGCAUCACCCCCAGUGCUGAUUUAACUCAAACGUUAGCUCUGUGGCAUUGUAACUACAGGGAAAAGAAAACAUUAAUAGCAAAUUUGUUCUAACAGUGUGUCUGUUGGUUGUGUUUUUGCACAGUGCAAUGAAGGAGAAAAGCAUCACACAUUUGCAAAUACCUUAGAAAUAUAUCUGUACACAAUCUAGAAAAAAAAUCUAUUAAUUAUCUACAUUGCUGUUUAUUUUGUCUGAUUUUGUAUUUCAUUUUGAACACCAUAAAUAGAACUAUACACAGAAAUUGUUCCAUUUGAUGUUAGAAAAAUGAAUAAUUUUUGCUCCAAUCAUUUUCAUUUGCUUUUCCCUUUCAAAAGCAGGUUUAAUCAGAAAUGAUAUUUUUCUGGCCUGAAGGAAUUAUUAGUUUUUCAAUGUGUAUAUGGAAGGUUAUAGUUUUAUUGCUAUUACAUGUGAUUUGUGAAGUAAUGCAAACUUGCUGUUCAGUAUCUCAAUUUGAGGUCCAAUUUUAUAGUGUUUUUAGUAUUUAGAUUUCAGAUUAUGAUGAAAUUUUGGACUGUUUACACAAAUAAUGUUUUUAUUUCCUAAAAACAAUGUUAGAAUCUCUGGUAACCCUGGAAGUCUUGCUUGUGUCUGUAUUCCUCCUUCUUUUCCAUUUUGGCAAGCAUCCAAUAUUUUUCAGUUAUCCUAUAUGGUCAGGAAUUUCAGUGCACCAAGUAUUACUGUAAUUUAUAUGCAUCUCAGCACUUUUAAAUAUCAAAAGAAUUAAUUUCAGAUUAUGCUUACAACUCUACCAGUAUUGCUGAUCUAGCAAAUAAGCAAUAUUAAUGGGGCUUAUAGCAGAGCAAGGUUUAAAUCACCUCCAGGUCAAUUUCUGUAGCAAGUCUCAACUAAAUUCUGCAGCAUGUGAAUGUAAUUUUUGUAGUUUAUGAAGCAUGUCUCUCUCUCGUGUUUAGGGAUAUCUCAAUUUUAAUAUCUUAUGAACACUGUAUGAAACAGUCCUAAGCUGGUGAUAUUUAUUUAGCAAAAUUGUGCACUUUAAAAUGAUUAAAAGUA